Molecule: messenger RNA, 2622 nt
Organism: Pseudophryne corroboree (corroboree frog)
Lineage: Eukaryota; Metazoa; Chordata; Amphibia; Anura; Myobatrachidae
Gene: ACKR3
Product: atypical chemokine receptor 3
Exons: 2
Coding region: 107-1231 (374 amino acids)
Biological process (GO): G protein-coupled receptor signaling pathway; angiogenesis; vasculogenesis
Cellular component (GO): membrane
Molecular function (GO): G protein-coupled receptor activity; coreceptor activity; chemokine binding
Source: RefSeq, a predicted model, not a curated record
AGCUCACACACAGUCACUGACUCGGGACGGAGGAGAGAGAGCUGUGCAGUCAUCUGUGCACCCCACUCCACGGUCACGGUUGUUUUCCUACUUACCCUCCGCACAAAUGAGUGCCGCAGACUUUGCAGCCGCUAUGGACUAUAUGGAGAGCAUCAACUCCUCUGAUCUAAACAUCAGCUGCUCAUCUGGAGACUGUAUUAUCCUGGAGUCUGUAUCAUGCUCCAAUACCUUGAACAAAAGUGCCCUGUUAUACACCCUUGCUAUCGUCUACAUCUUCAUCUUUGUGAUGGGACUUUUGGCCAAUUCCGUAGUCAUUUGGCUCAACCUGCAAUCCAAGUCUACUGGCUACGAGACCCACCUGUACAUCUUCAAUUUGGCCGUAGCGGACCUCUGCGUGCUUCUCACUUUGCCGGUCUGGGUAGUGUCAUUAGUCCAGCAUAACCAGUGGCCGAUGGGCGAGAUGACCUGCAAAGUGACCCAUCUGGUCUUCUCCAUCAACCUCUACAGCAGCAUCUUCUUCCUCACCUGCAUGAGCGUUGAUCGAUAUUUGUCGGUGUCGCUGCGCGGAACUGUCGGUAAACAGAAGAGGAAGAUAAUACGCCGCCUGGUUUGCGUGCUUGUCUGGCUUGUUGCAUUUGCAGUCUCACUCCCAGACACGUACUACUUAAAAACGGUGUCCUCCCCGGUUACCAAUGAGACCUACUGUCGUUCCAUGUACCCAGAGGACUCCUUCAAAGAGUGGCUGUUAGGAAUGGAAAUUCUUUCCAUUGUGUUGGGAUUCAUCGUUCCAUUCAUAGUCAUUGCAAUCUUCUAUUGCCUGCUAGCUUGGACUUUGUCAUCUUCAUCGUCCUCCUCCACAUCUUCAGCUGGAGACCAAGAGCGAAAAAUCAGCGGAAGGCUGAUUGUUUCUUACGUGGUGGUAUUUAUGGUUUGUUGGUUACCAUACCAUGCCAUGGUCUUGGUGGACGUCCUGUCCUUCCUACAGUUGCUGCCCUUCAGCUGCCUACUUGAUAAUUUCCUCUAUGCCGGCCUUCAUAUUACUCAGUGCUAUUCACUCCUCCACUGCUGCAUCAACCCAGUCUUAUACAGUUUCAUCCACCGGAACUACCGCUAUGAGAUAAUGAAGGCUUUUAUAUUCCGGUACUCUUCAAAGACUGGGCUUACCAAGCUGAUUGACUCCUCUAAGGUCUCGGAAGCAGAGUAUUCAGCUGUAGAGCAAACCCCAAAGUGAGGCAUGUCAGUGACUGAGCUGGCUGUCACUUUCAUUCACCACAGUUAGUAUAGACUGACGGAUCUGUGACCAAACUGACUCUUUGUCAUUUCUGCCGGUGCUGGCAGGAGAGAAGAGUCCUCCGCCCAUGAGUACAGCCUAAUUAAUACAGCUGGCGGUCCACCAAGCUACACUUUAAUCACCAAGAGAGCACAAGCAUAUGAAGACUCAGGAGCAAUAACUGCUGUGACCAGGGAUGUCUCCAAACAUCUGUCACAGAACUGUACUCUAAAUAGGGCUUUAAUGGCACUAAAUGGUAUGGGCACUUAGUCAUGUCUCGCUUAAUGUUCUGGCAGGAAGUGCAUGGCACUUCUGUCACUUAAUGGCCAUAAAAUGGUGCAAGGAAAGAGGUUACUGGGGAGGCAGCACGCAAAUGUAUAUAAUUACUAUCGCAUUAGUUAGAGGUGCGCAUUAAAAUAGACACCGUCUAGCGUAACUCACAGCUGUGCAAAUAGAUAACGUGGUAACACAAACCCAAACAAUAAAAUAAGCACCAAUGUGCAUUCAAUGCUAAACAUGUAUUUAUGUACAUAAAAAAUGCAAUGUGCUAUUACAUAGCAAGAGUAGACUGCACACUGUGGGCCGGAUUCCAAGUCGCAUAUAAUGCAGUCGCAAUUCUGGAUGCCUCUGGUGAUCGGGUGUCUUAUACAAAUGUCCUACUGUAUUAUGAGUUGGACGCAUUUAUGGAGAAGCUCCGCCCCCAGCACAUGGCCGCCAGAGCAGCUGGCAUCACUACACCUACCGCAUGAUUGGUGCAGAAGAUGCGACUGGUAAUUGUAGUCACUCUAAGUUCCGAAUGUCAGCUGUAAUUGUAGUCACUCUAAGUUCCGAAUGUCAGCUGUGGGGGAUGGAGCCGUUUUCUAAAAUCCGGCCGCAUUCAGACUUGUGUGCAACUCAUAAUCAGGGAGCGUAUACUAUUAGAAUAAAGAUACAAUAUAUCACUCAGACAACACAUAGUGGUAAAUUUACUAAGGUGGGAGUUUUUUUUUAGAACUGGUGAUGUUGCUUAUAGCAACCAAUCAGAUUCUACUUAACAUUUAUCUAGAAUCUGAUUGGUUGCUAUGCGCAACAUCACCUGUUCUAAAAAACUCCCACCUUAGUAAAUUUACCCCACGGAGUGGUGAAGGGAGAAUGAGUGAGACCUCUAGAGAAGUAGCUUAUUCCCGUAGAACCAGGUUGCUUUUUUCUACCCUUGCCACUAUGUAUGCCAUCUGGCUGAUAAAGUGUAUAAUGAUACUAUUGUUAUCCAAUUGCACAUUGUCAUUCUGUGUACAUGCUUGCAUGUGUAAUAUUGAUUGCGCAUUGGUGGCUGCAUCACUAAAUACAUGCAUCAUUUUUAUUCGUUGCUAAUA